CACAAUUGAUGGUAACACGGACGAAACAUGGCGAACCACCUUCGCUUCGUCGCUCGGACUGUCAUGGUCCAGAACGGCAAUGUCGAUGCGGCAUAUGGCGCUCUGAGCAGAGUGCUGUCCACUGAUGGAAUAAUUGAAUCUGUGAAGCGUAGAAGAUACUACGAGAAACCCUGUCGUAAGCGAGAGAGAAAGAGCUAUGAGAACUGUAAGAGAAUCUACAAUACUGAGAUGGCCAGAAAGAUUUCUUUCGUAUCAAAGACACAAAGACAAGAUCCAUGGCUGGGAUGUUAAGAUGACAUAAACUGACUGUUCGUGUCGACCAACAUAUGAGUCAUGCAGCUUGAUCUGAAGAUGAAGAUCCACAGGAACAUUUUACAUGUUCACCAUUAAGAAGUCAUUGCAGGACUAUGUUGUGAUAUUGCUGACUUAACAUGUUGACUAACUGCUGUAUGUUGUUAAUAAUAAAAAGCUGUAAAAUCA
This is a messenger RNA of Cyprinus carpio (common carp), 480 nucleotides long. RefSeq names its product 28S ribosomal protein S21, mitochondrial. Gene Ontology annotation, biological process: translation. The coding region runs from base 28 to 291 and encodes 87 amino acids. Gene Ontology annotation, molecular function: structural constituent of ribosome. Lineage: Eukaryota; Metazoa; Chordata; Actinopteri; Cypriniformes; Cyprinidae. Gene Ontology annotation, cellular component: ribosome. The record is from RefSeq and is a predicted model, not a curated record. The transcript is spliced from 2 exons.